Messenger RNA from Protobothrops mucrosquamatus (brown spotted pit viper), 364 nucleotides. Its product is annotated as cell division cycle protein 23 homolog. Gene Ontology annotation, molecular function: protein binding. Bases 65 to 352 code for a protein of 95 amino acids. The transcript is spliced from 3 exons. Gene Ontology annotation, biological process: cell division. Lineage: Eukaryota; Metazoa; Chordata; Lepidosauria; Squamata; Viperidae. The record is from RefSeq and is a predicted model, not a curated record.
UAUCGACAAAGCAUUAUCCAUCUUUAAUGAAUUAAGAAAACAAGACCCUUUCAGGAUAGAAAAUAUGGAUACCUUCUCCAACUUGCUUUAUGUCAGAGGUAUGAAGCCCGAAUUGAGCUAUUUGGCCCAUAACCUAUGUGAGAUUGACAAGUACCGUGUAGAAACUUGCUGUGUAAUUGGGAACUAUUACAGUUUGCGUUCCCAGCAUGAGAAAGCAGCCCUCUAUUUCCAGCGAGCCCUGAAGCUGAAUCCUCGAUACCUUGGAGCAUGGACCCUUAUGGGGCAUGAAUACAUGGAGAUGAAAAAUACAUCAGCAGCUAUUCAAGCAUACAGGUCUGUGUGUAAGAGUUAAGCUCAGUUGCCU